AUGGAAACGGAGCCGCGGAACCCGCGCUUCAGCAAAGACUUGCUGAACUUGAGAAAGAUCCAGGAUACUCUUGCCAAGAUGAAGAAGUACUCUGAGGCUGGAAAGACAAAGCAGCAAGCGGACAUCCUCGAGGCCAAGGAGCGCGAAGCUUGGAGCAGCAAGCGCGAAGCGAAGAUCCGGAGCCUUGAGGAGCAGUUCUUGCACAAACAAUCCCUGGAGAUGACGGGCCUGACAAAGCGCAUCGUGUCCGGACGGGAGGAGCAAAAGAAUGCGAGGAAGCUGGAACUGCAGAGAUUGCUGCAGCGAUAUCACAACGUAUUCUACUGCAGUUGCAGCACAUGCAUUUUGAUCAUCGAGUCAAGCCAAUGCAAACCUCUAAGACUAGAGAAACUUAGUGCAGUGUGUCAGCUCCUUUUUGGCGUCGACAAGGGUGCUUUGAGGAAGACAGGUCGGCCUUCUUUGCCACCAACUCAACAGCCCUUGAAGCGACUACGUGCUGUCCCCUCUUGUCCGGAUGGGCCUUCAUCCUUGAGGACACUUUUGGACAGCGCACUGCCAAACAAGAAAGAGUUUAUUGACGGGUGGCUAUCAGCUUUGAAUCAGCCCAGUAUUUGCAUCACGGAGGUGACAGACGUGCAGCGCCUUGAUCCAGAAGAUAUCUCCAGCCUUCCAGUGCCACCACUGGUUAAGAGCGUUUUUCGCGACAUUCUGGCUGAGGAGGCAGAAAAGCAGAGAGAGCAUACAGAGAUCUUGAAAGAUACUCUGGUGUGGGGCCAAGCUGCAAAGCCAAACCCGUCGCCUGAGAACCUUGAACUGCCACAAAAUUCAAAGCAGACUGAGGCCCUGCUCGAUUUGUAUUCGGCAUUAGCGCAUCAUUGGCAUCACUGGGACGACUUGCACAGACUUUUGGUUGCCAUGGUGCGUGGAGCAAGGAGAGCUAUUGCUGUAGGAGUUGCAGUGGCUGUUGCAUGCGGUCUGCAGAAGCAUUUGAAUUUUGUGCCUGGGCCUCGGCAUGCUGCUCCAGUGGCCGCAGCAGCAGCCAGCAUGAUGAUGGCUCCUGCGGCUUUUGCUGAUGAGAUCGGCGAUGCUGCAAAGAAGCUUGGGGAUGCUUCCUACUCCUUUGCCAAGGAAGUGGACUGGAACAAUGGCAUUUUCUUGCAAGCCCCCGGCAAGUUUCAGCCCUUGGAAGCUUUGAAAGCCAUUGACAAGAUGAUCGAAAUGGGGGCAGCCGCAGAUCCCAAGCUUCUGAAGGAGGCAGCAGAAGCACAUCACAAGGCCAUCGGGAGCAUCAGCGGGCCAAAUGGUGUGACUUCGCGCGCUGACUGGGAUGCCGUGAAUGCAGCCAUUGGCCGCAUCGUCGCUUCGGUCCCAAAAGCAAAGGUCAUGGCCGUUUACGAUUCAGUGACAGCCAUCACGGACCCCGGAGUGCCAGCUUACAUGAAGUCCUUGGUGAAUGGACCCGAUGCCGAGAAGGCCUACCAAGGAUUCCUGGAAUUCAAGGAUGUUGUUGAAAAGAACCAGGUGUCCACCGCCAGUGCUCCUGCAGUUGUGCCUUCUGGGGACAAGAUUGGUGUAGCUGCAAAAGCGUUGUCCGAUGCAUCAUAUCCUUUCAUCAAGGACAUCGAUUGGCUGUCGGACGUUUACCUGAAGCCGCUGCCCGGCAAGACUGCCCCAGAGACGCUGAAAGCGAUUGACAAGAUGAUCGUGAUGGGCGCCAAGAUGGAUGGCAACCUCUUGAAGGCAGCAGCAGAGGCACACCACAAGGCCAUUGGCAGCAUUGAUGCCACCGGUGUGACGUCUGCGGCCGACUACGAAGCUGUGAAUGCAGCCAUUGGGCGCUUGGUGGCAUCCGUGCCGAAGACAACUGUGAUGGAUGUGUACAAUUCCAUGGCUGGCAUCGUUGAUUCCCAGGUCACCAACAACAUGUUCUCGAAGGUGAAUCCAUUGGAUGCAGUGGCUGCCGCCAAGGGUUUCUACACCUUCAAAGAUGUUGUGGAGGCUUCCCAGAAAGCUAUUGCUGUAGGAGUUGCGGUGGCUGUUGCAUGCGGUCUGCAGAAGCACUUGAAUUUUGUGCCUGGGCCUCGGCAUGCUGCUCCAGUGGCCGCAGCAGCAGCCAGCAUGAUGAUGGCUCCUGCGGCUUUUGCUGAUGAGAUCGGCGAUGCUGCAAAGAAACUUGGGGAUGCUUCCUACUCCUUUGCCAAGGAAGUGGACUGGAACAAUGGCAUUUUCUUGCAAGCCCCCGGCAAGUUUCAGCCCUUGGAAGCUUUGAAAGCCAUUGACAAGAUGAUCGAAAUGGGGGCAGCCGCAGAUCCAAAGCUUCUGAAGGAUGCAGCAGAAGCACAUCACAAGGCCAUUGGGAGCAUCAGCGGGCCAAAUGGUGUGACUUCGCGCGCUGACUGGGAUGCUGUGAAUGCAGCCAUUGGCCGUGUAGUCGCUUCGGUCCCCAAAGCAAAGGUCAUGGCCGUUUACGAUUCAGUGAAAGCCAUCACGGACCCCGGGGUGCCAGCGUACAUGAAGUCCUUGGUGAACGGACCCGAUGCCGAGAAGGCCUACCAAGGAUUCCUGGAAUUCAAGGAUGUUGUUGAAAAGAACCAGGUGACCACCGCCAGUGCUCCUGCAGUUGUGCCUUCUGGGGACAAAAUUGGUGUAGCUGCAAAAGCGUUGUCCGAUGCAUCCUAUCCUUUCAUCAAGGACAUUGAUUGGCUGUCGGACAUUUACCUGAAGCCGCUGCCCGGCAAGACCGCCCCAGAGACGCUGAAAGCCAUUGACAAGAUGAUCGUGAUGGGCGCGAAGAUGGAUGGAAACCUCUUGAAGGCAGCAGCAGAGGCACACCACAAGGCCAUUGGCAGCAUUGAUGCCACUGGUGUGACGUCUGCGGCCGACUACGAAGCUGUGAAUGCAGCCAUUGGCCGCUUGGUGGCAUCCGUGCCGAAGACAACUGUGAUGGAUGUGUACAAUUCCAUGGCUGGCGUGGUUGAUUCCAGCGUCCCCAACAACUUGUUUUCGAAGGUGAACCCAUUGGAUGCAGUGGCUGCCGCCAAGGGUUUCUACACCUUCAAGAUGUUGUGGAAAGCUGUUGCUGUCGGAGUUGCGGUGGCUGUUGCCUGCAGUGUCCAGCAGCACUUGAAUUUUGUGCCUGGGCCUCGGCAUGCUGCUCCAGUGGCCGCAGCAGCAGCCAGCAUGAUGAUGGCUCCUGCGGCUUUUGCUGAUGAGAUCGGCGAUGCUGCAAAGAAACUUGGGGAUGCUUCCUAUUCCUUUGCCAAGGAAGUGGACUGGAACAAUGGCAUUUUCUUGCAAGCCCCCGGCAAGUUUCAGCCCUUGGAAGCUUUGAAAGCCAUUGACAAGAUGAUCGAAAUGGGAGCAGCCGCAGAUCCCAAGCUUCUGAAGGAGGCAGCAGAAGCACAUCACAAGGCCAUCGGGAGCAUCAGCGGGCCAAAUGGUGUGACUUCGCGCGCUGACUGGGAUGCCGUGAAUGCAGCCAUUGGCCGCAUCGUCGCUUCGGUCCCAAAAGCAAAGGUCAUGGCCGUUUACGAUUCAGUGACAGCCAUCACGGACCCCGGAGUGCCAGCUUACAUGAAGUCCUUGGUGAAUGGACCCGAUGCCGAGAAGGCCUACCAAGGAUUCCUGGAAUUCAAGGAUGUUGUUGAAAAGAACCAGGUGCCCACCGCCAGUGCUCCUGCAGUUGUGCCUUCUGGGGACAAAAUUGGUGUAGCUGCAAAGGCGUUGUCCGAUGCAUCCUAUCCUUUCAUCAAGGACAUCGAUUGGCUGUCGGACAUUUACUUGAAGCCGCUGCCCGGCAAGACUGCUCCAGAGACGCUGAAAGCCAUCGACAAGAUGAUAGUGAUGGGUGCCAAGAUGGAUGGAAACCUCUUGAAGGCAGCAGCAGAGGCACACCACAAGGCCAUUGGCAGCAUUGAUGCCACCGGUGUGACGUCUGCGGCCGACUACGAAGCUGUGAAUGCAGCCAUUGGCCGCUUGGUGGCAUCCGUGCCGAAGACAACAGUGAUGGAUGUGUACAACUCUAUGGCCGGAGUCGUUGAUUCCACCGUCACCAACAACAUGUUCUCGAAGGUGAAUCCACUGGAUGCAGUGGCUGCCGCCAAGGGCUUCUACACCUUCAAAGAUGUUGUUGAGGCUGCCCAGCGCUGAAGGUGAAGACCAUCAGAAGGAAGUUUCAAUUGUUUAACAUGCUCUAACACUUUUUUGAUGUUGUAUAGAUACAGAAUGUUACGGACAUCUGUAACAGUUUCUUGACCCAGGCAAAAGGCUCUCAAGCACAUGCAAAAAAGGGGAAAAACAAACACGCGCAACAAAUGAUGUGAGCUGCGAUGCCA
Molecule: messenger RNA, 4334 nt
Organism: Cladocopium goreaui
Lineage: Eukaryota; Dinophyceae; Suessiales; Symbiodiniaceae
Source: the annotation of a GenBank genome assembly